Canis lupus familiaris (dog) is the source of this 2399-nucleotide messenger RNA. It is a transcript of the gene C5AR2, whose product is annotated as complement component 5a receptor 2. Gene Ontology annotation, cellular component: plasma membrane. Gene Ontology annotation, biological process: phospholipase C-activating G protein-coupled receptor signaling pathway; complement receptor mediated signaling pathway; chemotaxis. Bases 668 to 1720 code for a protein of 350 amino acids. The record is from RefSeq and is a predicted model, not a curated record. The transcript has 2 exons. Lineage: Eukaryota; Metazoa; Chordata; Mammalia; Carnivora; Canidae. Gene Ontology annotation, molecular function: G protein-coupled receptor activity; complement component C5a receptor activity.
AGAGAUGAGGAAAGCCGGGGAAAGGGCAGGACAGGAUUGGUUUCUGUUUUGUCUGGCCCAUGUUGUUUGGUGGCUUUGGCCUUUUUGCGGGGCAUGUGGCACUGAGCCGUCUGCCGCAAUCCCUGGCAGGCGGGAGGACUGUUUAUCUGCCUUCAAGGCUCUGCGAGGCCAGAGAGAGGAGCUGGCGCACAGCCGGAGGCUGGCAGGAGGGUAGCAGGCAGUGGGUGCUCCCUGAGGGUGACCUCGCAGGCCCCCCCCCCAGAGUGAGUCCCGGCCAAGAGCCUCAGGGUCAAACCGCAUGCAGGUCUAGCUUCCAGGAACUGAUGGCCUUGAGCAGGGGGUUGGCGACACUGGGUCAACUCUCCACCCCCCUGGAGCGCUCUCCAGCUUCUGCUGCCCAGUAAUUUUGGGAUGUGUGAGUCAUGGGAAGAAUACAGGAUAAACACACCCUGGAAGGAGGCAGAGGCCACUCCUGUGUUCCCCUGGUUAUGAAGAUUUGCUGGGACCUGUGAGGUGGGCAGUGCUCAGCUGUGUCCCCCGGGAGCCCUGGCAAGGGGGGCAGAUUUCCAAGAAUUCACCUGCUGCCAGGUACAGAGAGGGGAGAGCCCGGGCCUCCUGGGUCCUGGUUCUGAGCCUGGAUCGUGUUCCCGCGUGGCAUUUGGGCAAGAUGAGGAUCCUCUUACAAGAGACGGAGCCUGGGGCCUGGAUGGAGAACACGUCUGUCAGCUACGAUUAUGGGCACUACGACGAGAUCCCGGAUCUCCCCGUGGACUGCGUGGACGGCUCCUGCGUCUCCACGGACCCGCUGAGCGUCGCCCCGUUCCUGCUGUAUGCUGUGGUCUUCCUGGUGGGCGUGCCCGGCAAUGCCACGAUGGCCUGGGUGACCUGGAAAGAGGCCCGCCGGAGGGUGGGUGCCACCUGGUUCCUCCACCUGGCCGUGGCGGAUCUGCUGUGCUGUUUGUCUCUGCCGGUGCUGGCGGUGCCCAUGGCGCGCGGGGGCCACUGGCCGUACGGGGCACUGGGCUGUCACACCCUGUCCUCGCUCAUCCUGCUGUCCAUGUACGCCAGCGUGCUCCUCCUGGCCGCUCUCAGCGCCGACCUCUGCCUGCUGGCGCUCAGGCCGGGCUGGGGGGCUGCGGGGGGCCGGGCACGCAGGGUGCAGGUCGCCUGCGCGGUGGCCUGGGCCGUGGCCUUGCUGCUCACUGUACCCUCGGCCAUGUACCACCGGCUGCACCAGGAGCACUUCCCCCCCCGGCUGGAGUGCGUGGUGGACUACGGGGGCUCGGCCGUGGUUGAGAGCGCCGUGGCGGCCGCCCGCUUUGUGUGCGGCUUCCUGGGGCCGCUGGUGGUCGUGGCCAGCUGCCACGGUGCCCUGCUGUGCCGGGCCGCCCCGCACCGCUGGCCCCUGGGCGUGGCCGUCGUGCUGGGCUUUUUUGUCUGCUGGGCCCCCUACCAACUGCUGGGGCUGGUGAUCACCGUGGCCGCCCCGCACUCCAGGCUCCUGGCCCGGGCCCUGCGGGCUGAACCCCUGGUCAUCGGCCUCGCUCUGGCUCACAGCUGUCUCAAUCCCGUGCUCUUCCUGUAUUUCGGGAGGACUCACCUGUGCAGGUCGCUGCCAGCUGCCUGCCGCCGGGCCCUGAAAGAGUCACAGAGCAAGGAUGAAAGUGUGGUUGGCAAGAAAUCCACCAGCCAUGACCUAGUCUCAGAGGUGGAGGUGUAGGCCCGAAGGAAACUGGUUUGGGUGCUUCCGCCCUAUUUCGCCAAGCUGCCUUCAGGAAAAGCUGGAUCCAGGGGGCUGGAUGAUCUUUCUUUCUUUGUCCAUUCAACAGACAUUCAUUAUGCACCUGCUACGUGUGAGGCCUUAUAAUAGGCACUGGGGGAGUAGCAGUGACCAAAAGGGACACAAAUCCUUAUCUCCCGGGGCAGCUGGCAUUCUAGUGGAGGAAGACAGAAAAAGAGCAAAGCAAAAGGGAAUAUGGAGUAUGUCAAGUGGUGGUAACCUAAAGGGGACAGAGAGGACUGAUUAGGGCAGGGGUAUGUGUAAGCUAGGCAAGGCCCAUUGGGUAAGGUGAUAAUUGAGCCAAGACCUGAAGAAAGGAGGGAGGAAUCAUUCAUAAAUCUGGCAGAAAAGCAUAUACAGGGAGCCGCAAGUACAAAGGUCCUGAGGCACAAUAUGCUGGGCAUAUUUCAGGAAGAGUGGAGAGGCCAGCGCGGAAGAAGCUGCGGGAGCAAGAGGGAAAGUGGGUGAGACAAAGGGAGAGAGGUAGUGAGGGCCGGAUUUGAAAGCCCACCAGGCCAGAGCAAGGGUUUGGAGAUCCACGGCAGGGUUCUGAGCUGUUAGCAGAUAAAAUAUACAAUAUCCAAUUAAAUUUAGUUUCAGAUAAACAAUGGGAAAAAGG